This is a messenger RNA of Oreochromis niloticus (Nile tilapia), 2896 nucleotides long. RefSeq names its product aldehyde dehydrogenase 5 family, member A1 (succinate-semialdehyde dehydrogenase) (gene aldh5a1). Gene Ontology annotation, biological process: GABA catabolic process. Gene Ontology annotation, molecular function: succinate-semialdehyde dehydrogenase (NAD+) activity. Lineage: Eukaryota; Metazoa; Chordata; Actinopteri; Cichliformes; Cichlidae. The record is from RefSeq and is a predicted model, not a curated record. Gene Ontology annotation, cellular component: mitochondrion.
UAUUCUGUGUAUUUAUUAUUUCAUUGCCUGUUCUUAUUGUUCUUAUCUUCAACGUUAUGCUGCUCGGCUGUUUGUUAAUUGCCCCUCGGGGAAAAAUAAAGUCUUCUGAUUCUGAUCAUGUUACGAUGAUGAUGAUGAUGAUGAUGAUGGUACUGGUGCCGGUCUGUGUGUUUCUCCCGCCUCUAAAAGCAAACUUGUCCCCGGCAGAGACGAAGAGCUCCGGGCGGAAGGCCCGCUGCAUUUGAACGGAGUCACGUGACUGUCGCACCGGUUGAAACCGACAGAAAGCCGCAGGAGGCUCGAGCUGCAGAUCUGCGCGGACGAACGGAUUAAACAUCCAGCACAGAGUCCGACUCCCCGGCUGCACACCCCCCGGUAUGUCCGCUGUUGUCUGCGUGCUGAAGACCCGCUGCUUCCUCCGGCAGCUCCUCCCCGGCCUGCCCGCCGCCAUGCACAGAAGCUACAGCCUGGAUGUCUCCGCUCCGCUCCUCCGGACGCAGGGCUACGUGGACGGCCGCUGGAUCUCCGCUGCCUCGGUGUUCCCCGUCCUGGACCCGGCCACCGGACAGGAGAUAGUCCGGGUAUCGGACUGCGGCCCCGCGGAGGCCAAGCAGGCGGUGGACGCUGCGUACAAAGCGUUUCACUCCUGGAAGCAGUACACAGCCAAGGAGAGGAGCGUCCUGCUGAGGAAAUGGUUCGAGCUGCUGCUGCUGCACAAAGACGAGCUCGCCCAGCUGAUCACGUUUGAAUGUGGUAAACCGAUGCGUGAGUCUCUCGGGGAGAUCUCGUACUCCGCCUCCUUCCUCGAGUGGUUUUCUGAGGAGGCGCGGCGAGUUUACGGUGACAUCGUGCCGUCUCCAGCCAAAGACAGAAAGCUCCUCCUCCUGAAGCAGCCGGUGGGCGUGGCCUCCAUCAUCACACCGUGGAACUUCCCCAGCGCCAUGAUCACCAGGAAGGUCGGCGCCGCGCUGGCCGCCGGCUGCACGGUGGUGGUUAAACCAGCUGAGGACACGCCGCUAUCGGCUCUCGCACUGGCAGAGCUGGCGGAGCAGGCGGGGAUCCCGGCAGGGGUGUUCAAUGUGGUUCCGUGCUCCAGAGAGUCGACGCCCUCGGUCGGGCGGGUCCUCUGCACCGACCCUCUGGUGGCUAAAAUCUCCUUCACUGGAUCCACGGCGACCGGGAAGGUGUUGCUGAAAAUGGCCGCUGACACUGUGAAGAAGGUAUCUAUGGAACUGGGUGGCCACGCCCCCUUCAUUGUGUUUGACAGCGCAGACCUUGACAAAGCGGUGGGCGGAGCCAUGGCAUCCAAGUUCAGGAACUCGGGCCAGACGUGCGUGUGCUCGAACCGGUUUCUGGUCCAGAGUGCCGUCUACGAUCGCUUCGUGGAAAAGUUGGGGGCGAUGGAUGCCGAGCUGCGUCUGGGUCACGGCUCGGAGCCCGACACCACGCAGGGGCCGCUCAUCAACGCCCGCGCCGCAGAGAAGGUGCUCCAUCAGAUUUCGGACGCCGUCUCCCGCGGGGCGAAGGUGGUGAAAGGUGGGAAGCGCCUCGACGGCUCAUUCAUGGAGCCGACUCUGCUGGCCGACGUCACCGCCGACAUGCUGUGCACGAAGGAGGAAACCUUUGGGCCGCUCGUGCCCGUCAUCAGGUUUAACACGGAGGAGGAGGCUCUGGCUGUUGCUAACGCGACCAGCGUCGGGCUGGCAGGUUACUUCUACUCGCAGGACGUGAGGCAGAUCUGGCGGGUGGCGGAGGCGUUGGAGUUGGGGAUCGUCGGCGUCAAUGAGGGGCUGGUGUCCACGCCAGAGGCCACGUUUGGCGGGGUGAAGGAAUCCGGCCUGGGCCGUGAGGGCUCCAAGUACGGCAUCGACGAGUACCUGGAAGUGAAGUACGUGUGCUUUGGAGGCCUCAAACCAUGAGGAGGAAGAGGAGGCGGUACAAGAGCUGUGACUCAGUGGAGGUGGUCGGAUUCUUUUAUUAACACGUGAUAACUCCUUCAAUAAAGUUUGAAUUCAUGCAGGAUCAAAAACGUUGUUUGUAAAUCACAUUUUGAAUCAGCUGUCGCUCCUCGCUUCUCUUUACUCCUUAUGCUCACACAGUCGGCAUCAGCGCAAAGCUUUUCUGAUUGGCUGCUUAUGCUUGUCAUAUUACACGAUGGUUCCGCCCACCAAAACUAAACAUGAAACAUCAAAGUUACAUGAAAAGCACAAAAGUUCAACAUUUACAAUGUAUUUCAGCCUCGCCGUCAGAGCGCCGGCCUCGCUGCAGCACACGAACCAUAAACGCGCGUUGGUCAGUCGCUCGCCACACGGGUGUUUAAACUUAUCUGAACCCAUCUCUCAGACUGGUGCUGAACUGCCUAAACUCAUACCAGUAGGAGGCGCUAAUCAGUGUUUUUAAUCUGCCCUGCUCUGCUGUGAUUGGCUGGUUUUGCUAUCAGUGUUAAGGGAUUGUAAACUGAAGGGGAGGGGCUAACAAACCGCCACAUUGGACCACUGAAAAUUAACGAAUAAAUGCGAUCAAACUUAUUUUUUUUUAAACUAAUUUUCUGCUUCACUCACGACGCAGCGAGUGUCCAUAAAGCUUCACUCACAUGAAUCCUCCUGAGUCGGAAUAAUUUAUUCAUUCCUAAAGAAAUUAUGUACGUGAUGCGCGACACGCCUGAUUCUUUGGAAACGAAGCCGACAGAGCGACAGCCGGGCGCCGCACGGAGCCAUGAAAACAUGAAUGGGUACAAACCUGUCGACUCGGCUACAUGUGAAACGUUAGCAUUUUAAUGAAAUCUGUAGCAGUUUAAUAACUGGAUGUUUGUCUCUGUAACUUUAGCGGAUGUGGUCAAAGUUCAUGUGUACAUUUUGUAUUUGGGACUAAAUUAAAGACGAGUUUGUGAUACUUC